Molecule: messenger RNA, 2629 nt
Organism: Musa acuminata subsp. malaccensis (wild Malaysian banana)
Lineage: Eukaryota; Viridiplantae; Streptophyta; Magnoliopsida; Zingiberales; Musaceae
Product: protein ALTERED PHOSPHATE STARVATION RESPONSE 1-like
Source: RefSeq, a predicted model, not a curated record
CAUACACUGCUCCUGUCCUCUAAACCCUCCUCUAAGCCCCGCUCGCUUUCGUCCUCCGUAUCAAGCGCAGGGGAGAUGGGGGGCUGCGCCACCUCGAGGCUCGGCGGUAGCGGCGAGGAGGACGACCCGGUGGCGCUUUGCCGGGAGCGGAAGCGGCUUCUCAAGGCGGCGGUGGAGCGGCGGUACGCCCUCGCUGCAGCCCACGCCGCUUACGUCCGCUCCCUCAACGCUGUCGCCUCCGCCAUCGACCUCUUCGUCGUCCGCCACUCUGCCCCCACCGCCAUCCUCGUCACCCUUCCCGACGCCGACGUCGACCCGUCCCCUCCCUCCUCCUCCUCCGCCUUCCUUCCCCACACGCCGCGCGAGGCAAAUGCGGAAUCUUUGGAGUGCCCAGGUUCUCUCCCGCUUUCCCCGUCGUCGGAUUCCAGCUCUGAUGAUGACGUAGAGGGCGUGGAAGCGACGGGAGUGGCCGAAGAGCAGGAGGACGGAAGGGGAGGGGAGAUGGGGUUUGGGUACUUCUUCUCGGCCGCGGCGCCAUUGCCGCCGUCCCCGUCCCCGGAGGUGUUCGGGUGGGACUUCUUUAACCCGUUCGACGGAAUGCAAACGACGGUGGAGGCUGUGGCGAUGGUGGGGUCCCUGGACCGGAGCUCAGAUGAGGACUUGAGGCUGGUGAGGGAGGAGGAGGGCAUCCCGGAGCUGGAGGAAGUGGAAGACAGGAAAACGACAGAGGAGAGUGAAAAGGUGGUAGCUUUGGGUGCAGAGGACAAGGGACACUGUGACGGCAGAGUGCAGGUUGAAGUGGCUGGCAGCAGCAGCGGAGGAGGGGAAGAGAAGGGUUUGUCGGUGGCGGAGAUGCAGGGGAGCGGUCGAGAGUUGCUUCAAGCGCUGAGGGAUGUGGAGGAUCACUUCAUCAGGGCUCAUGAUUCCGGCAAAGAGGUCUCAAGGAUGCUGGAGGCCAACAUGGUUCUCCUCCAAUCUGGGCUUGAGGAGAUUAAAGAGAAUUCGUCGAAAAUGAUACAAGCCAUCACAUGGCAUCGGUCUCCUUCGUCGUUAUCUUCAUCCUAUUGGAGUCACCUUGCGUCGAGCUCUAGUAGUACGACAUGGUCGGAAAGUAAGAGUGACCUUUUCGAUGAUUAUGGUGGAAUGGAAUCAGGAAGCCACUCACAGACUCUUGGAAGAUUAUAUGCUUGGGAGAAGAAACUAUAUGAAGAAGUGAAGGCUGGAGAUCAAAUACGGCAGGCAUACGAGAAGAAAUGCUUGCAGCUAAGAAAUCAGAAUGCGAAGGGAGUCGAAUCACGAUCGGUUGACAAGACGAGGGCUGCUGUAAGAGACCUUUAUUCAAGAAUCUGGGUAGCAUUGCGUGCAGUCGAAUCGAUCGCUGAAAGGAUACAGAAAUUGAGGGAUGAAGAAUUGCAGCCGCAGAUCAUUGAGCUUCUACAAGGUCUAAUGGGGUCUUGGAAGGUAAUGCUCGAAUCGCAUGAAGCCCAGAAGCAAAUCAUGUUUGAAGUAAACUUAUUCACGUGCCCUUCUUAUGGAAAAUAUAGCAACGAUUCACAGCGACUUGCCACGCUUACCCUGGUCGCUGAGCUUCAUCACUGGAGGAGAUACUUUAGAGGUUACGUUUCAGCGCAGAAAGCAUAUGUUGAAGCUCUUGAUGGUUGGCUGUCGAAGUUCAUCUUACCUGACAUGGAAUUCUACUCUCGGACUAGAUCCUCACUCUCUCAUAUGGCUAGUGGCCCACCUCUAGUUGUCAUCUGUCACCAGUGGUCGACCUCACUGGGGAAGUUGCGUGACAGUGCCGUAACUUAUAGCAUGAGAAGUUUCGCCAGAACCGUGAGGUUCUUAUCGGUUAAGCAAGUAGAGGAACAACAACAGAAGAAGAAAGUGGAUGCCCUCACUAAGGAGCUCGAACGCAGGGUUCUCGCAUUCCAGAAAGCAGAGGAUAAGGUAUUGGAUCUAAAGCUGUCAGAAAAUGAACCUGAACAUUUAGCCGGUAAGAAAGAGAUGCUCGACAUGCUCAGGAAGAAACUGGAGAUGGAGAAAGAAAAACAUCGCAAUUGCAUGCGGGCGACGCAGGAAGUCACCCUAAACGGAUUCAAGAUAGGCUUGGCCAGUGCCUUUGAGUCACUCACGGAGUUUGCCAAGGAUUCAUUGAAACUCUACGACGAACUACUAUCACGGAAUGAGAAAGCAAAGGCAGCAAUUGAGACGACCGGGAAACCAUCAUUUACGGAGGGCUCUUCCUCCGAGUUGGAGGUCAAUAGCAGAUAGUAAGAUGGUGAAACUUCUUGUCUGGGCUACUUGUGCAGGCUUAAGGGCAACAUUGUGUAGUUGUUUUAGGUGCUCUGGCUGCCCCAGUUUUUGUGGGCCUUGCUAAGAUCCCAGUUGCUAACUUAAGAUCUUAUGUAAGUAGUAGUUAGAUAGUAGGAGCAGGGUUAUUUUGGUGGGCAGCCAUUGUUGUAAGUAUUGUUUGAAUGCUGGAUAGAGUUUUCUAACCCUUUUAGCAUUCGAGUGAAGGUCCGGAGUUUUGUUUGGUCAACACAAUCUGCCUUCUAAUAUAACAUGGCAUAUCAUGUGAGGAGCUGACACUUACAGUAGAGUGUCGAUGGACAGAAGCUUUCUUCUGACA